This is a messenger RNA of Fomitiporia mediterranea MF3/22, 339 nucleotides long. RefSeq lists its product as uncharacterized. NCBI's taxonomy places the organism in Eukaryota, Fungi, Basidiomycota, Agaricomycetes, Hymenochaetales, Hymenochaetaceae. The coding region runs from base 1 to 339 and encodes 112 amino acids. The record is from RefSeq and is a predicted model, not a curated record. The transcript has a single exon.
AUGGACCUGAAGAAGAAAAAGAAAUCUGAAGAAAGGACUGCGACGACGAGCACAGCCGAUUUACCGAGGAAGCAACCAAGACCAAGACCAGCCUACCGUACUCUCAACUCAGCCAUUAAUUUGGAGAGUGAGAAGGAGAACGUGCGCACCAGUAACUACCCACCAACCCUUCCUCAGACAUGGGAUUUUGUUGUCCAAACAGGCCCACGCAGUGCCUUGGCCAACGUCCAUCAUCAACAUCAAUCCAUCUCUCAGGAACAGUCGAACGAGGUAUCAGCGAGUGGUGGAACUGUGACAGCAGAGGGAGUGCAAGAUCACAGCGAAGGAGGAAGAGCUUAA